AUGCCAUCCACAAAGUUCCCGUCGGAGACAGUCCUUACGUCAGAGCCAAAAACGUUCAGCAUCCCGAGAGAGCAAUUCCUCUGGUCCGCCAUUAACGCUGGAGACAGAGUUGACAGUGCUCUGAAAGAUAUGGCUAUUGUUAUGAAACAACAAGAUCGUGCAAAAGAAGCUAUUAAAGCCAUUAAAUCUCUUAGAGUCAGGUGUUCAGAUCAAGCUCAAGAGUCGCUUGACAAUAUCCUUUUAGAUCUCUACAAGAGAUGUGGGAGAUUAGAUGACCAGAUUGCACUAUUGAAACACAAACUCUUCUUGAUCCAAAAAGGACUCGCCUUUAACGGUAAACGAACCAAAACGGCUCGAUCUCAGGGGGAGAAGUUCCAAGUCUCUGUGGAGCAAGAAGCCACACGGCUACUAGGGAACUUAGGAUAG
This is a messenger RNA of Eruca vesicaria subsp. sativa (arugula), 426 nucleotides long. NCBI's taxonomy places the organism in Eukaryota, Viridiplantae, Streptophyta, Magnoliopsida, Brassicales, Brassicaceae. The record is from the annotation of a GenBank genome assembly.